Molecule: messenger RNA, 1105 nt
Organism: Durusdinium trenchii
Lineage: Eukaryota; Dinophyceae; Suessiales; Symbiodiniaceae
Source: the annotation of a GenBank genome assembly
GCUUAGUAGAGCUUUGCAAAUUGCCAACUUGCACAUGCCUCCCUUGCGCCGCUGCUGCUGGGCCGUGCUCUUGGUUGCUUGGCCUAGUCUCCCCUGGUGCCUCCACGUGCCGCUUGACUCCACACGGCGCCGGCUGUUGGCGAGCUUCCUGGGGCUGUCGACCCCCGUCUCCGUCGCAGCGAAUGCACGGCCGGACGCGACGGACUGGGCCGGGGCUUUCGCUGCGAAGAACGCAGCGAAUGCGGCUGAUGGCUGCAUCCGGUCCAUAGCCAAGAAGUAUGUGGAGAUGAUGCCAGACUCGGCGCCAAGCUUCUUGCGCUUGGCCUUCCAUGAUGCUGCAACCAAACGUGGGGAUGGACAAGGACCCAAUGGCUCCAUACGUUUUGAGCUGGAGCGGAAUGAAAAUCUGGGGCCAAGCUUGCAGCGGGCGCUGCGGGCCAUCGAGGAGAUGGUGAACAUGUGCCAUGUCUCAUGGGCGGAUGCGAUCGCGGUCAGUGGAGCUGCAGUGGUUGAAGCGAUGGGCGGCCCAGCCGUUGUCGUCUCCCUAGGCCGCCGCGAUGCGGCGCGGCCCGACGGCGAGGGACGUUUGCCGGAGGGCGGCUUGACGGCCGGCGCCUUGAGGGACUACUUCCUCCAGCUGGGGCUCGACGAUGAAGAGCUCGUCGCCUUGAUGGGCGCGCACACCGUGGGUCGGUGGACCUCCUUACUGGGCGUGCCGGACGAAUGCAUGGCCAAGGAGGGCUUGGCUUGGUGGAGGUGCACUCGGGAACAAGGGCAACGACUUCCCUUUACAUCCCAUCCCACCGUCUUCAACAACGAGUACUUCAAAGAUGUCUUAGAGUUCGAGAGGCGACAGCAGAUGCCACGACCAGCGAAGCGUUUCAAAGACCGAGUCGACAGCGAGAAGUUGCCACCAUUGUAUCUCUUGCCCUCGGACCUGGGACUCCUCUAUGACGAGGGCCUCCACCAAGUGGUGAAGACCUUUGCCACCGACCAAGCAGCCUUCUUCGCGGCCUUCGCGCGAGUGGCUGGGCCGAAUUGGGCUGACAGAAGGUCGACUGGCCCAGGUGCCUCCCAAAGUUCCAAGCUGGAGAUUCUAGUUUGA